Eruca vesicaria subsp. sativa (arugula) is the source of this 1464-nucleotide messenger RNA. The record is from the annotation of a GenBank genome assembly. NCBI's taxonomy places the organism in Eukaryota, Viridiplantae, Streptophyta, Magnoliopsida, Brassicales, Brassicaceae.
GAAACUUGGCUGGCGAUUAAAAGAUUGCUGUGAAGACACGUUGUCUCCGUGAAACAAAGAGAGUUUCUUUUCUCCUUCUUCUUAAUCUUAGGUCUCUUCUUGUUCUAAAAUUUGAUACCUUUUCUUAAAAUGGCGGAAGCAACAAUCGGCAGAACGAAUCUGUUCAUCGGAAGAGCUUGUCUGAAUCACAACAAGCAUGUAAAUGAUUUCUCUAUCUCACCGGUGAGCUUUGGUUUGAAAAAGAGCUUCUCUUCUCUCAAGCUGAAGCCUCUGAAACAACAGAUAGAUACUCAAUUCCAGACCUUCACAAGAAGCUCCAGAUCAUCAUCCAUCACAGCUCAGACAACGCUGAGGAUUGGGACACCUCAGAAAUGGUGGGAGAAAGGUCUGAAAGAAAACAUGAGAGAGAUCUCUUCAGCUCAAGACCUCGUUGACUCUCUCACCAACGCUGGUGAUAAGCUUGUUGUGGUUGACUUCUUCUCUCCUGGCUGUGGUGGCUGCAAGGCUCUUCAUCCCAAGUUAUGUCAGCUGGCAGAGCAGAACCCUGAUGUGGAGUUUCUUCAGGUGAAUUACGAGGAGCAUAAGUCUAUGUGUUACAGUCUUGGUGUUCAUGUCCUCCCGUUUUUUCGAUUCUACAGUGGUGCUCGUGGUCGUGUCUGUAGCUUUAGCUGUACCAAUGCUACGAUAAAGAAAUUUAGAGAUGCAUUGGCAAAGCAUAGUCCAGAUAGGUGCAGCCUUGGACCAACCAAAGGGCUUGAAGAGAAAGAGCUUGUGGCACUUGCAGCUAACAAGGAUCUCGACUUUACUUACACACCUAAGCCUGUACCAGUUGUUGAGGAAGAAGUUGCCAUCCCUACUUCAAACCCUGGUCUCCCUGUUCCUCAUCCAUCUAUGAGCGCCAAUGAUGAAAAGACAUUGGUCUCCUCAGGGAGAUGAUUAUGUGAAGGAAUAAACAUUUCUCUGUACAGUUGUUUGAGUGGUAUUAGUUACUAGCAACGGGAUAUAUAUAUGUUGCAGUACCUAAAGUUGUAUGUUGUUGGAGCAGCCGGUUUAAUGGGGGUUUAGUUUUUUUGGGUUUCCCCUGAGCAAAACCGGUUUCAUGUGGUUUUCCUCUAGAGUAAGACCAGUUCCUAUGGUUCUCGAGUUUUGCUCAGUUUCUUAUGGGAUUGAGAGUAGUGGAAGGUCGUGCGCCUGUGCACCAUGGUGGCUUUCUACUUCAAUCUGCUUCAGUAGGAUUUUUCUUUCUUUUGCUCGUUUGUUUUCUGCUUAAGGUAUUUCUAUGUAAGUAAAAAUAUCUAGUGAAAACUAUGAUGGAAAUGUCACUAUGGAUUUGAUAUUUUAUAUAAUGUUUAAAAGGUCUUUUAUGAAGCUUUUAAAGUUUUGUAAUGGUGGUGUGACAUAUUUUCUCUUCCAUUGGGUUAAUAUAACUUACAGUUGUUAGGUUGUCUAACAAAUGAAUUAGUA